AUGAAAUGGAAUAAAGGUGCAAAAGAAGGCAUUGUCGUCGCUGGAGGUCAAGGUGAAGGGAAGGCUCUGGCACAAUUGUAUCAUCCUGAAGGACUCUUCGUCGAUACGUUGGGUACCAUCUAUGUGGCAGAUUCGUGGAAUGACCGAGUAUUGCGUUGGCCAAAAGGAGCACAACAAGGUACUGUCAUUGUGGGUGGAAAUGGUAAAGGAGCAGGAGCAAAUCAGUUCAACGGCUUCCGUGGUUUGUCCUUCGAUCGACAAGGCAAUCUUUAUGUCGUCGAUCUUCUUAAUCAUCGUGUUCAAUUUUUUUCAAUUCAAUAA
Molecule: messenger RNA, 321 nt
Organism: Rotaria sp. Silwood1
Lineage: Eukaryota; Metazoa; Rotifera; Eurotatoria; Philodinida; Philodinidae
Source: the annotation of a GenBank genome assembly